AUGGCAAAGCUUUAUUUUCAGGUUUUGAAUAAUGCUACUUUGGCUUUACUUUCCCGUCAAACUUCUUUAUAUAAUUUAUCGUUAUUGAGCGAAAGAAGUGACAGGUCAACUUUUUCAUUAUCAAAACAAAGCCCAACUUUGGCUCGACCAUUCGGAACGAGUUCCAACUCGCAAUGCAAAGAUUCCGAUUCUAAUUAUAAGUUAUAUCAUCUGGUGAAACCUUCAGAGCACGGUCCAUCUGAUUUGCAAGACAAAAUGGUCACCGAAAUUUAUCUCACCAGAUUGUUAACUAUGAAGGGUACUCUUCAGAAAUUCAUUCAAGAUUUACUGGAAGUUAUUUUUUCAACUUCUGGACUUAAUGGGCUCUUUCCAGCAUGCAUUAAAUAUAUGUUCGAUUUUAUGGACGACCAGGCUCGAGAACAUGGUAUUGAUGAUGAUGAAGUUGUGCAUGCUUGGAAAAGUAAUUCGUUGCCGUUGAGAUUCUGGGUUAAUCUUAUCAAGAAUCCGCAUUUUGUGUUUGACAUUCAAAAACCAACAAAGCUGGAGGGCUGCUUAUCCGUGAUUGCCCAAACAUUAAUGGAUGCUUGUUCGACUCAAGAUCAUCAGUUGACAAAAGAUUCUCCUAGCAGCAAAUUACUAUUCGCUAAAGAUAUAUAUCAAUAUCGUGAUUGGGUUGAUAACUAUUACAGCGAAAUUCGAGAAAUGCCACCAAUAAAUGAACAGGAUAUGAAUGCUUUGUUGGCGGAAGAAUCUCGUUGCCAUGCUCGUGAUAGAUUUCAUAUUUUUAGUGCCCUCAAUGAACUUUACAAGUAUUUGGAGCAAUAUAAGGAACAAUUACGUGAAGAACUUGAUUCAAAUCAAUAUGCCAUUAAUCAGAAACUUCCUCAAAAGUUUCAAGAAAUGUUAAACACGAUGGAAUGUUUAAGUGAUCAGUGCAGUAAUGGUAGCGUGGGAACAGUGAUUAACCAUUCGAAUCGAAUUUAUCGCAGGCCCAAAGAGGAACGAGUUUAG
Molecule: messenger RNA, 1011 nt
Organism: Dracunculus medinensis (Guinea worm)
Lineage: Eukaryota; Metazoa; Nematoda; Chromadorea; Rhabditida; Dracunculidae
Source: the annotation of a GenBank genome assembly